GGCCGAUAGCUUCUUUUUCGACAUGUUAAGCAGCGUUGAAGCAAAAGUAUUACCAUUCAAUAAGAAGAAACAGUCACUCAUAUAGAUAUUGGGACUUGCGUAAGCGUAAUUCGCGGUAGUUUAAAUCCGACAAAUCAUGAGGUUUAUUAUUGCCACGUCAUUGUUACUGGGAUGUGAUCUCAUCCUCUUUGUCGUACCGAAAGAAUCAUCUCCUAGAGUCUUCACACCACUUGGAGGGAUUGAAGGUUCAUACGACAUCUCGAGCGCAGGUCGCCUUUACGCGACCUUCAAAGGCAUACCUUACGCUGAACCUCCAAUCGGAGAUUCGAGAUUCCGAGCACCGAAACCCAUACCACCUUGGACGAGCGUCCUGAGUGCGAAUGAAUUCGGUUCUUCUUGCAUGGCUUUCGCCCCUCUUCCAACCCCUGAGCCAGACGACAGGGUAAGCGGAUCGGAAGAUUGCCUUUACCUCAACAUUUAUGCUCCAGUCACGAAUCGCAGCGAUGGAAUUGCAUCGUCCGCCAAUUCGCUACCGAUUAUAUUAUUCAUACAUGGAGGCGCGUUUCAAUUUGGAACUGGAAGCCUGUACGGACCGAAAUAUUUACUCGACUACGACGUGAUACUGGUUACGAUUAAUUACAGACUGGGACCACUCGGUUUCUUAAGUACCGAGGACGAGAUGAUUUCGGGAAACAUGGGCUUGAAGGAUCAAGUAAUCGCGAUGAGAUGGGUCAAGGAUAAUAUCGUGUUCUUCGGUGGUGAUCCAAACAGAAUAACGAUUGUUGGUCAGAGUGCCGGGGGUUCGAGCGUGCAGUAUCAUUACUUAUCGAAGCUAAGCGUUGGCCUCUUUCAGAGGGGAAUGUCCAUAAGCGGAACUGCGCUGGACUGCUGGGCCCAGGCAGAAGGUUCUUUAGAGAAGGCUAAGAAACUCGCGACCAUCGUUGGAUGUCCCUCCAACGGAGUCCGAGAUAUGGUGGAUUGUUUGAGGACUCGACCCGCACGUCUGAUCACUCAAGCAAUUGGCGAUUUCAUGCCGUGGCUGGAGAAUCCCUUUACGCCGUUCGGACCUGUUGUAGAAAAAGGCUGCAGCGACUUUGUGUUCAUCGAUGAGCCACCGGCCAAAAUAUUGGCUUCUGGCAAUGUCCAGGACCUACCCUGGAUUACAUCAGUAGUAAGCCAGGAGGGCCUCUUCACGGCUGAUGAAUUCGUGGCAAACGAACCUCUACUGAAAGAAUUGAAUGAUAACUGGGAUUACUUAGCACCGUUUCUGUUGGACUUCAACUACACAAUCCCUCGGUCCGACCAUCGCAAAGUUGCGAGGCUGAUAAGACAUCAUUACCUGGGAAUCGAGCAAAUCGACAAUUCCACCGUCGAGCAAAUCGUACGCAUGAUGGGCGACAGGCUGUUUGUCUAUGACGCCGAGGAAGCUGCGAGGCUACAAGCAAAAGCCACCCGACACCCUGCGAGGUUUUAUUAUUUCACGUACAGAGGAGCUCACAGUUUGAGCGAGGACUUCACUGGUGUCCAGGAGAACUUUGGAGUCAGUCACCUGGAUGAUCUUCCUUACGUAUUGGAUGCGAUUUUUGAUUCAACUACAACGCCGCGAGAUCACGCAAUGCAGAAGGUGAUGACGAAUCUCUGGGUUUCCUUCGCCAGUUCAGGCACACCUGAGGUAGGUGUCGAAUGGUCUAGGGUGGACCCAAGUGACGAAGAAUUCCGUUAUCUUCGCAUUGCGUCGCCGGAAGAAAUUCGUAUGGACGGCAACAUGAAUUUUGGGGAUAAGAAUUUUUGGCUCUCUAUCCCUUUUCGGGAGAAUAUCCCAGUGACCGUGACUGGAAUCCAUGUAUGAAAUGAUUGAAAAAUGUAAAAUUUGUACAAUGAAUCACAAUAUA
Diprion similis is the source of this 1892-nucleotide messenger RNA. Its product is annotated as venom carboxylesterase-6-like. The record is from RefSeq and is a predicted model, not a curated record. The transcript is spliced from 8 exons. NCBI's taxonomy places the organism in Eukaryota, Metazoa, Arthropoda, Insecta, Hymenoptera, Diprionidae. The coding region runs from base 137 to 1849 and encodes 570 amino acids.